AUUUGUGGAUAGAUUAUUCUCGAAAAAUACUAUUCUUUAUAUACGAUUGUUUUCGAAGAAAAUAAAGCUUUUUUAAAAAUACGAAAAAAGAUUAAACUUUGAUCAUUAAAAUGAUAUUGUAAUCAAAAUCAAUCAAAAAUGAUGUCUGUUAUUAUCGAUAAUGUAAAAACUAUUAAAGAAAUAAACGAUAAUGAACAGUCUUAAUAUCGAAUCAUCGAUACUUCUGUGACGUCACAUACAUAGAUGGCGGAUAGUUAGUGUUUGUUGGUAAACGAAGUUCUCGUAAAAAUGUUUGAUCACAAAUUAUUUUAUAAUACUAUAUUAUCGCAAACUUUUUCAAUCGAUGGGAAUUACCUUGCAGCAGGAAAUAUUUACGGUGAUAUAUCCAUAUUUGAUUUAACGAAAGUUUUGACACCUCAUAAAGUCGAAGAAAAUGAGUUGCAAGGUCCUAAUUAUCGUUCGACCGUCUAUCCUGAUCAACAUGUCGAAAGCAUGAUCGCAACGAAUAAUUUUUUAAUUAUUGGUACAGUCGGUGAAAUAUCAGGAUGGGAUUGGAAAGUAGUUGCAUCUAGUAAAGCUACUAAGAGCAAACCAUCAUGGGUUAUUCAAAUUCCAGCUAAUAAAGAUAGUUACGAAAAGCCUGAUGUAAAUUUUAUGGUAUAUUCCAAAUUAAAUAAUAUUUUAUAUGCCGGUUGCGGAGACAAUAAUAUUUAUGUUAUAAAUUUGGAAGAAGGAAAAAUACUUAGAAAUUUACAAAGUCACACUGACUUUAUACAUUGUUUAUCUUUAGCAGGUAAUCAACUUGCAUCGAGUAGCGAAGAUGGAUCAGUUAGGUUAUGGGACUUACGUAAAAAAGAAAAUACAAAUAUCUUGAAUCCACAUAUGGUAGAUAAAGUGGCACGUCCAAAGUUUGGUAAAUGGAUAGGUGCUGUUGAUUUCACGGAAGAUUGGUUGCUAUGUGGCGGUGGACCUAGUUUAUCUUUAUGGCAUAUGCGCACAAUGGAACCUGCCACAGUAUUUGAUCUUACCGAUCAAGGAAUUCAUGUUGCACAUAUAUAUGAAGAACGUAUCAUAGCAGCUGGUGCUGCACCUCAUGUAUAUCAUUUAACUUAUCAAGGAGAAACAUUAGCUAAAGUGCCAACGUCUAGUAAUACAGUUUAUUCUACUGUUUAUCAAGAAAUACCACAGAAGGUGCUUAGCAUAGCGGGGUCAUCGAACAAUCUUGAUUUAUGUACAAACUUUAAUUAUAGGGAAAUGACUUUAAAAUUUGCAUAAUAUACGAUUUUAUAUUUACAGAA
Molecule: messenger RNA, 1298 nt
Organism: Vespa mandarinia (Asian giant hornet)
Lineage: Eukaryota; Metazoa; Arthropoda; Insecta; Hymenoptera; Vespidae
Gene: thoc6
Product: THO complex subunit 6
Biological process (GO): mRNA export from nucleus
Cellular component (GO): transcription export complex; THO complex
Molecular function (GO): protein binding
Source: RefSeq, a predicted model, not a curated record